Messenger RNA from Seminavis robusta, 687 nucleotides. NCBI's taxonomy places the organism in Eukaryota, Bacillariophyta, Bacillariophyceae, Naviculales, Naviculaceae. The record is from the annotation of a GenBank genome assembly.
AUGUUGGAAUUGGGUCUCCCCUUUGAGCUCGUCCAUGUCAGUGUCAUGAAAAAGGAGCCUUGGUUUUUAGAAAUCAAUCCCAGGGGAAAGGUACCCGCCAUUCAGAACCUGCAGGAUGGAUCUGUCAUUUACGAAUCUGCCAUUUGUGAUGAAUACUUGUGUGAUUAUGCCCGGCAAAUGGAUACGAAUAAUAAUACUGAUCAAGACUCAAAGUCAAAGUUAUGGAAACUCAUGCCCACUGAUGCUGCCGACAAGGCUGCCAUGCGGUUGCUCAAUGAUCACAUCGAUACACAGUUGGGACCGGCUCAGUAUACCUUUCUCAUGAAUGACGACAAGGAAAAGGACGCCGGGCUGAUGGACACGCUAGAAGAUGCACUCCAAGUGCUACAAGAUUCCUUGAUACAACGGGGAGGACCCUAUCUGAUGGGCUCCCAUUUUACACUGGCCGAAGCUCACGUCUUGCCCUUCUUUUUGAGACUGGUCGUGUCACUCCAGCAUUUCAAGGACUAUCAAAUUCCACCCCAGCGAUUUGGACGUUUGUUGGAAUGGUACGAGCUGUGCACACAGAGAGAAUCCUUUCAAACCACGGCCAAGUCCGACGAAACGAUUGUGGAGGUCUAUCAAAAGUUUGUGGACAUGAAGUACGGGUUUGGAGGUCUCAAUAAGAAUAAAGAAGUAGAAAUGUAA